Coniophora puteana RWD-64-598 SS2 is the source of this 1182-nucleotide messenger RNA. RefSeq lists its product as uncharacterized. The transcript has 4 exons. The record is from RefSeq and is a predicted model, not a curated record. NCBI's taxonomy places the organism in Eukaryota, Fungi, Basidiomycota, Agaricomycetes, Boletales, Coniophoraceae. The coding region runs from base 1 to 798 and encodes 265 amino acids.
AUGGCGCCCACCGAUAGCUCGCUGAGCCCCGCACCUACAGCAGCCGUCUCCUACCUUAACAGCCAAUCGGGAACAAGCACCGCGGUGAAAAUUGUCAUCAUAAUAGUCCCAGUAAUCAUCGUCCUCACGCUCGCCCUCUGCUGCUACAAGGCCUUCCGCCGCUCCCGCGCGCUGCGCCGUCCGCACACCAAAGAACGCCCGUCCUCCGUGCUCAGCACAUCGUCCUCCUUCCACUCCGCCUACGACCCAGCUACUACUAGCAGCGCAGGCGCCGGCGCUGGCGUCGGACGCACGCCCUCCAAUGCGCAGCUCUUCUCGCCCGUGAACGUCCCUGCAGCCGUGCGCGCCCUCCGUCGUCCCCGGCCCCGGGACCAGGACGGCCAGGAUGCACCGCCGCCGUCCGACUCCGCGCGCCCCGAGUCGACAGCGUCGCUCCCGCCUUACGAGCAGUAUCCGGCUUCGUACGUACCUUGUUUGCGAGAUUCGAAGAGCGGUAGUGCUGCUUUUGCUGCCGCUGCUGUCGCCAAUGCCAGCGACCACAGUCACAAUCGUGCCGACGCGGCUGGCCCGAGACCGUUGCCCGGAGUUCCGACGAUCCAGGUGGAUGACUUCAGCGAGCGCGUCGGCACCGGGUUCGGGGUCGAGGUCGAGGUCGAGGUCGAGGUCGAGCGGGAAUUCGAAUCUGCCAGUGGCGAGGAGGACCACGAUGAGCGGGACGUGAGCUAUCCGCCGGGAUUGGAGCCCGCGCCACAGUACCCGCCGAGAGCUGUAUUCAACUCGCGUCCGAGGCCCGCUUGACCCUCCAGCCAGCUGCCGAUGCCCUACAUCUACGGCGUCGGACAGAAUGCUGCUCUCUCGGCAGCAGCCCCGCCGAGCUGGCUUCGCACGAGCAUAUCCAUCAAACACACUACCUGACCCUCCGGCUGGAAUCCUGCUUCAGAUAUUUAUUCUCGCAUGAUCUCUCACUGAACCUCGCAAACAGGGCUUCACUUGGACACGUAAAUUAUUCACCGGGACUCACAUCAUGUCCGCAGGACGGGACACCACGCUCUCUUCUCUUGUAGCAUCCUCAUCUCACCUGCAUGUGAUACCAAUACAGUACCACUCCACCGAACAUACUUACAGUACAGUAUACCUCUAUACGCCACAGGCAUCCUGCAUGUACCUACCCAUUUUGACAAC